CGAGAAGCCUUCCUUCCUCUGUAUUACUUUUCCGCUUAAAAAAAACGAAGGCUAUUAUCGUCUUUAUCUGAUGGGGAAGAGGAAAGAGCGUCGCUUCGCGGCUAAUAAUACGAGUCGUCGUGUCAAGCUUGAUCUCUUCGCGGAACCCUCUGGAGAUUUGGGUGGCUCAGAUGUGCAUUGUGAUGGAGUUGAGGAGAAAAAGACAGAGACUAAUGAGUUACCUAAGUCACCUUCCUCUUCAGGGAAGAAAACAGAGAACCCUUUGCUUUUACUUGGACAAUAUAGUGACGAGGAGGUGGAAGAGGAGGAGAAGGACAAGGCAGAUGAUGAUGCUGCUGCCGAUAGUUCUUUAGCCAAUAAAAAUGAACAGGUUGAUGGACACAAGGAUACAAGUAUCAAGUCGAGUGGAGACACCACUAUUCAGAUAGUUAACCAACAGCAAACAGGGGAGGAUUCUUCUGCUUCUUAUUUUAAGGCCGAAGGGGGAAGUGGUUAUGUCACAGCCAGUAACUCGACAGCCUCAGAUGGACUAAACACGCAGAAAGAUCCCUCAGUCCAAGCUUCUGCCACCGUGUCUUUGGAGUAUCAUGCUCCCACGGAUGUUACUUCCCAGUGGAAGAUGAUUUUGCAUGAGGAGAGCAAUCAGUAUUACUACUGGAACACACUUACUGGGGAAACUUCGUGGGAAGUUCCUGCGGUUUUGACGCAAACUGCUACGGCAUAUGGAACUGGAUACAAUGAGUCUGGGCAUAUGGUUGCAGAGGCAUACAAUUUGAGUUCUGGUGUUGAACCAAGCUAUUUGCAGCAACCCGUGGAAAAUAUGUACACAGGAACUGAUUGUUCGAUCUCUGUAACAGCUGAGCUUGGUGAGAGAAACAAAAGUGAAGAUCAUUAUGCCAAAAGCUUAGGAACUGAUGCUCAUCAAGUUGAAUGUCAGAUAGACCCUGCUGUUAAUUACCAACCAUGUCAGGAGGAGCUUGCAGGACCAGGAGGAUCAGAUCAUCUGCAGACUACUUUUGAUCAAAAAGCGGCUACUGACCUCCCAUCUCGCCUGUUGAGCCAAAGCGAAGGCUUAUUGGAAAAGCUGAGGUCUCUGAAGAAGUCUCAUGGGAACUUUCACAGCACUGAGAAGAUAUCAAAGUACAUAUUGGAGCUUGAAGUGAGACAUUCUGAUGUAAAGGCGCUAUUAAACGAGACCUCACCUUUACUUUCCUUUUGGCUCCACACUGAGAAAGAACUCAAGCGUCUGGAAGAGGGUGUUAACGAUGAGAUUUACGAACUUGCAAAAUCUGCAGUAAUGGAUGGAAUUGCAGAGACUAACAAGAGCUCUUCCAAAGAAAAAUUGGCAGCAGAUGAUAAUACGGCAAGUGAAGAAGGAGAGUUGGCUCAACCUGAAAAAAUUCUUCAUUCAGAUGAAUCAGUGGGUGGUGAUGGAUCUCCCACCCACUCCCAAACCAAUCCAGCUGAGCAGUCUGAUAACGUUACUCCUCCUUUAGAUGAGAUUCAAAAGGUAGACUCCUCAGUUGUGGAAGAUAUUGACAUGGACGUGGAUAUGGAGGUUGAAGAAUCAGUUCCAGCGUCUCCUGCUCAAGUGAUAGAUGCUUCCGAUGGUAAGAUGUUCAGUCAAACAGAGCCAUCCAACUUUCACGAAGAUGUUCCACCACCUCCGGGGGAAGAAUGGAUUCCACCACCACCUUCAGAGAUUGAAGAUGUUCCACCACCGCCACCAGAUAGUUUUAGUGAACCAGUUCCUCCACCACCUUCUGAAAAUGAUCAUGUCCUUCAAGCCUUGUCCAGUGACUCUGUGGGAGUUCCCUACACCGUACCUCAAUCUUAUAUGCAGCAACCUGCUGAUUAUGCUGCACAAUACAACUUAUCCUAUCCAGAGUCAAAUUACCAAUAUAUAGCCAAUUCUGCUGCUCCUAACCCUCAGUUCUAUGGCCAUGUCGACGGAUCUCAAGUCUCUUUGCCCCAGUCGGCAUAUUACUAUGAAACUGUUCCUGGUACAAGUGAAGUUACUCCUGUUGAAGCAUAUUACAAUCUCAAUGGAGUAGCUCCGCUGUUUCCAGUCUCUGCGGAGUCAACACUGAAUCACGUUGGAGUUGGUUCUGCUAAUUACAACAUCCCAAGCGAUUCUUCUAAAGCUGUAGAGACUAGCUCCAAAUCCAAUGACUCUACUGACGUAGCAUCUUUAAGCACCGCUGCUCAGUCCACAGAUGGAACUGGUGGAUCGUCUGUAUUAGCAAAGGGUCAAUCUAAAGUGAAACGGACUAAAAAGAGGACAGUUGCUGCUACUACAUCCACAUUGAGGUCAAAUAAAAAGGUUUCUAGUUUGGUGGACAAGUGGAAAGCUGCAAAAGAGGAGCUAAACGAUAGUGAAGAAGAGGAAGAAGAAGAUGAUUAUGGGAUCCUUGAUAGAAAAAGACGACGAGAAAUAGAAGAAUGGAAAUCAAGACAGAUUGCGAGUGGGGAGGCUAAAGACAAUGCUAACUUCCAACCCCUCGGUGGUGACUGGCGUGAGAAAGUAAAAAGGAGGAAAGAAAGAGCGGGACGUGAAGAUGAUGAGCCAAAGAAGAAAGAAGACAAGCAACAAAAACCUGAUCUGACCAAAAUCUCAGCACAUCUCCCCUCGGGUUGGCAGGCGUAUUGGGACGAGUCUACCAAAAAAACUUACUAUGGGAACACAGUUACGUCUCAAACCUCUUGGACACGACCCACAACCUGAUUCUCUUUAUCUGUUUUCUUCACCCAAAGUUUUGUAUUACUUAUAUUUCUAGAAUACAGUUUAUUUUAGAUGUUCUCAUCUUUUUAUGUAAAUUUAUUACGGAGCUCUUCUUGUUGCAUGCCCCAUUUCUCAAAUAUAAACUCUUUUAUAUUAGACGAGAUUCGUUAUCUUAGUUUCUCAAUGCUCAAAAUCUUACAAACUUGUACGUUCGAAUUUUGAGUUCAUUUAUUCCGGAAGAGAACAGCUACAUUUGAAUAUUCA
Eruca vesicaria subsp. sativa (arugula) is the source of this 2986-nucleotide messenger RNA. The record is from the annotation of a GenBank genome assembly. NCBI's taxonomy places the organism in Eukaryota, Viridiplantae, Streptophyta, Magnoliopsida, Brassicales, Brassicaceae.